GUUGUGAUGGGACCAGAAACAUUUUUGCAUUUGUAUUGAGAGGUUUGUUUUUUCCGAGCAGCUCCUGAACGCACCAACACAGGAUCCUGUAACUGCGACUCUCUCUCUCACACACACACAGACAGAGAUUAACAGCAGACUGUUGCUUUUUCUGUUGUCCUGGAGUCAAUUUAAGAUUAAUACCUGACAUUAAUUAAAACAUCUCACCGUUAAUACCUCACACACAUGCGCGCGAGGCUCUCCGCGAGCUGUCAGCGGUUAGAAAUGACGUGUCAACGGCUAAAAACUUGAAAACUUUUUUUUUUUGUCACAGUUUUUUUUUCCUUCGAUGGAGUAAAAAAACAAAACUUUAAGUCACAUUUGAAGCGAUUAUUCGACGCCUUCGUGCCGGUGAAAGGUCCUGGAGACGGUUUGAAACAUGCAGGACGAGCUGUUUGUCGGUGUUUGCAUCGUGAAAGGACAUGCAGCAUGGAGGAGGACCGUCUGAGAGACAAGUGAACUUCUAUUGAGGACCUCAGCAUCAUCAAACCACCUCCAACACCUCCACCUGCAGCAGAACCCAAUCGGAUCAAGCCAACUCGAUGUAAAAAGGGGAGUCACCAUGGAUAUCUUUCCCCAGCCAAGCGGUGAAAUCCAGAGGAGGAACCCUCAGCAUGACUUCGAGCUCAUCCAGAGAGUGGGAAGCGGCACAUACGGAGACGUGUACAAGGCUCGAAACAUAAAAACUGGAGAGCUCGCUGCUGUGAAGAUCAUAAAGUUGGAACCAGGGGAUGACUUUUCCAUCAUACAGCAGGAAAUCUUCAUGGUGAAAGAAUGCAUGCACCACAAUAUUGUGGCCUACUUUGGGAGCUACCUCUGUCGAGAGAAACUUUGGAUAUGCAUGGAGUACUGUGGGGGAGGCUCUCUGCAGGACAUCUAUCAUGUGACCGGACCUCUCUCAGAGCUUCAGAUAGCAUACGUCUGCAGGGAGACCAUACAGGGUUUGGGAUAUCUGCACAGCAAAGGCAAGAUGCACCGUGACAUCAAGGGUGCCAACAUACUCCUGACAGACAAUGGAGAUGUGAAGUUAGCUGACUUUGGAGUUGCGGCCAAAAUAACAGCCACCAUUGCCAAAAGAAAGUCCUUCAUUGGAACACCUUAUUGGAUGGCUCCAGAAGUAGCAGCAGUGGAAAAGAACGGCGGCUACAACCAGCUUUGCGAUAUCUGGGCCGUUGGCAUCACGUCCAUAGAGCUGGCCGAGCUACAGCCUCCGAUGUUUGACCUGCAUCCAAUGAGGGCUCUGUUUUUGAUGUCCAAGAGCAACUUCCAGCCUCCGAAGCUAAAAGACAAAAACAAAUGGUCCACGGCCUUCCACAACUUUGUCAAAGUGUCUCUCACGAAGAACCCAAAGAAGAGGCCCACCGCGGAAAAACUUCUAUCACAUAUCUACGUGGCUCAGACAGGUUUGACGAGGAGGCUCGCCGUCGACCUCCUAGACAAGAUGAACAACCCAGAGAACCACCAGCAUUACACCGAGGUGGACGACGACGACCUGGAGCCCCUCUCUGGUGUCAGACACACCAUCCGGUCCACCAACAAACAGGCCAGAGCUGAGAGGACGCGCUCAGAGAUAGACUCAAACAAUGGGACACACCGAGGAGGGCCAUGCUCAAGUCCUAGCUUCACUGAGGGACACAGGGGGGACGCAGUCGACAAGCUCCAGUUUGAGCCGCCGCUGCGGAAGGAAACCGAAGCUCACUCUGAAAUGGAUGUGAGUAAAGAUAAUGACUUCUCUUCCCCCUGGAGUCACUUUGCAGAGGGAGGAAUAACAACCAGGGGACACAUCGCCCACCUCGAAGAUGCCUUCGAAGAAGUGGAGCUGUCAGCUCUCAAUCCUCCUCCUCUGCCCCCAAAGCCGCGAUUAAACAGCUCGUCAGAGGAGCUCGGCCUUAGCGAGGAGACGUCUCUGACGGUUCGGAGGUUCCCCAACUCCGAGAACGGACCGAAUCAGGUGCCUCGCCGGCAGAGCACGCCCGAGCAGGGCAACAAGGGGGAACACUCGUCACCAGAUUUCCUCUCCGCCAGCGUCAGCAGCCCCGGCAUUUUGUCUCACGCCUCCGAUCCUGCCCUCAGUAAAUCAGAAUGUAAAGAUAACGACUCGGACGACAGCGAGAACGGAGGCAGCACCAAGCCGCCGCCCAACCGACAGCACCGGAAGGAGAAAAAGGAAUUCCCCAAACCAGCGAUCAAUGGUCUGCCUCCCACUCCUAAAGUGCUGAUGGGAGCCUGUUUCUCCAAAGUGUUUGACGGCUGCCCGCUGAAGAUCAACUGUGCCACGUCCUGGAUUCAUCCGGACACCAAAGAUCAGUAUCUGAUCUUUGGGACGGAGGACGGCAUCUACACGCUGAAUCUGAACGAGCUGCACGAAGCCACGAUGGAGCAGCUCUUCCCGAGGAAGUGUACAUGGCUGUACGUCAUCAACAACAACCUGAUGUCUUUGUCUGAAGGGAAAACCUUCCAGCUGUACUCCCACAAUCUCAUCGGGCAGUUCGAGCAACUGAAGAAACCCGGCCUGGCGGCUCAGUUCCAGACUCACCGCUUCCCGGACAAAAUCCUACCCAGGAGAUUCGCCUUGACAACUAAGAUCCCCGACACAAAGGGCUGUCACAAGUGCUGCAUUGUGAGAAACCCGUACACAGGCCACAAGUAUUUGUGUGGAGCGCUGCAGUCCGGGAUCGUCCUGUUGCAGUGGUAUGAGCCCAUGCAGAGGUUCAUGCUCAUCAAGCACUUUGACUUCCCUCUUCCCAGCCCACUGAAGGUGUUUGAGAUGCUGGUGGUCCCGGAGCAGGAGUAUCCUCUGGUGUGCGUGGCCAUCAGUCAGGGCUCAGAGCCGGGACAGGUGGUCCGCUUUGAGACCAUCAACCUCAACUCGUGCUCCUCCUGGUUCACCGAGAUGGGAACAAGUAAUCAGCAGGUGGACGCGAUCCACGUCACCCAGCUGGAGAGAGACACGGUGUUGGUGUGUUUGGACCAAAAUCUGAAGAUUGUUAACCUCCAGGGAAGACUGAAGUCCAACAAGAAGCUGGCGUCCGAGCUCAGCUUUGACUUCUGCAUCGGAUCUGUUGUGUGCCUUCAGGACAGCGUCCUGGCCUUCUGGAAACACGGCAUGCAGGGAAAGAGCUUCAAGUCUAACGAGGUGACCCAGGAGAUUUGUGAUCCAAGCAGAGUGUUCCGCCUCCUCGGAUCCGACAGGGUUGUGGUUCUGGAGAGCCGGCCCACGGACAACCCCACGGCCCUGAGCAACCUCUACAUCUUAGCAGGUCACGAGAACAGUUACUGAGCCUCUUGCACCCGCGUCCCGGGCGCUUUCUUUCCUUUUUUUUAUUUUUAUUUUAGAAAAGUGGAUAAGAUGUCACAGUUUUGGGAGAAAACUCCAGACUUUCACCCGAGCAUCGGCAGCCACGGGAAACGUCUGGUUUCAAACAGUUUUUGUUACUGAACACGGGAUGGACAGGUCAGUUUUUUAAAAAGAGGAUCCUCCUCCAGGAGCCUCGCACCAGCAGCACACGCUCACCGUGACUUAAACCCGCCGCCACGAGCAGCGGGAGGGUGGAAAUAAACGAACAUUUGUUACUCAGCAUUCUUCUCUCACUUCUCCGAGUUACAAACGACUUAUCUUUAGAGGUAUUAUUGACAAAAAAAAUAAAAAAAGUGCCAUUAAAGUUCAUAUGAAUGUGUGAUCGUAUUAGAGAGCGGCGGGAGAGUUUAUCGUGUUAUCGUCUUGUUGUCACUCAUAAUCAGUGCAGGUGGCAAACCUUGAUGGACAUUUUUAUAAACUGUAGUAAUAGAUCAAUUUAAACAGAAACUCACGAGCACUGUGGGUAAUUUAAGCAAUAUUUAUUAACCUCAUGAUAAGUAAGUAAUAUAGGGUAUGAUGGAUUUCCAGACUGUUAACAGGCAGCGACGGUGCAGUCCUGCCGCGUGAGGAUUAACUACCUAGUGAACAGUUCCUGAGCAGCUUGGGGUUGUUUUUACUCGCUCUGUAAUAUACCGCUGAUCUCUCUCCUGCUCGGCUGCGUUUUUAGACAUAAUGUACAUUUUUUUCCUCUUUAGUUUGUUUCUUUACCUUCUUUUAUAGACCUCUUUUACUUCUUAUUAUUUGCACCAUGUAAGCACUUUUGUACAUUUUUUUUUUUGUAAUUUAAAUUUAAAAUAAAAUGACAAAAUGAGGGACGAUGCUAGGUUUGGUUAACAUCUUUGCAUUCCCCUUCGCAAAAUGUUUUAAUGUAUGCUGUUUUUGUAAUAAAAAAAAAGAAAAAAAAAGCUGUUAACAAGA
Messenger RNA from Larimichthys crocea (large yellow croaker), 4315 nucleotides. It is a transcript of the gene map4k5, whose product is annotated as mitogen-activated protein kinase kinase kinase kinase 5. Gene Ontology annotation, cellular component: cytoplasm. Lineage: Eukaryota; Metazoa; Chordata; Actinopteri; Sciaenidae. Gene Ontology annotation, molecular function: ATP binding; MAP kinase kinase kinase kinase activity. The record is from RefSeq and is a predicted model, not a curated record. Gene Ontology annotation, biological process: intracellular signal transduction; protein phosphorylation. The transcript is spliced from 36 exons. Bases 602 to 3319 code for a protein of 905 amino acids.